UUAAGUUAACUUUUACUGCAGAAACCGAAAUAAGCUUUUAAAGUACACUGCGCAUGCGUGGAGGCGGCUAAAUUCAAAACUCAAGACGUUAGCUUCGAUGGUCGUUGACGUUAGCUGCAGUUUGUAGGUUCGCAGAUCUACCCAGCUAAGAAUAAACGACAUGAAAACUAUUUUAAGUUAGUCUACCAGUAAGAACACAACCGUAUCCGUUGAGGAAUUGUCUCAUAACAACCACAAGUUGAAAAUGGAGCCUCUGGAUCCUGCCAAGAAUGAAGAAAGCACUGGAUUCUCCAAGCGGCGCAUUUCUUCGAUAUUAAAAGCACCACGGAAAUCAAUCAUAUUCCCUGAACCAGUGCAACAGGAAAAUGUGGUGGAGUGUGCCAAACCUGUAGAAAAGAGGAAUUCAAGAAGAGUCAGUUUUGCGCCUGCCAACGAUGUUCUCCUGUUUUCAAAAGAAGUAAAAAAUGCCUCUCCUGCCCGAAGUCCUUUACAAGAGUUAAUAACAUCAACAGCUGCAGCCACACAGAAUAGGGUCCAGGUGGUGGUCGCUGAUGAUGGGAUUCAACAAAUCACUGGAAUGGAAACCCUAUUGAAUGCUCCUCUACAUGUUUCUCAACAAAGGGAGACGGUCAACUUUGAUACUGGGACUGACUUUAGUGAGAAAACUGUGAUGUUUUCUACAGAUGAUGCUUUCAUGGACAUAACACGCAGUCACACUAUAAACCUUGGCGUUGAUGCAGAUGUUUCCCUCCAAAAUGAUGACAUUUUACCUACUAGCGGAGAGAAAACAGUGAUGUUUACUGCAGAUGAUGGAUCCAUGGAUAUGGCCCUAAGUCAUACUUUCAACAUGAGUGGGUUAAAAUCACUACCCACUAGAAGUGUAGAGAAGGGAAACAUAUCCUCAUCAGUACCUUGUUUGGAUCCUGGAUUCGAAAACUUCCUUGCAAGUUUCUCUAGACCUAGUGGCCCCAGCGUUAAUUCUGUGAUCACCAGAAUGGUGCCUCCUGCUGGAACAUCCUCUGGCUUCCUGUCCCAGAUAUGUACGAAAAGGCCUGAUGUGGAUAAAGAAAAUCGGGCUCCGAUUUCUCUUUCAGCUGUGACAGAAAAGUCACUAAAUACAUCCAGGAAGAUUGGUCAGUCAUCUUAUGGAAGUGCAUUCUAUCCAGACGAUGACGUAAGCAUGGAUAUGACUGAACCUCAGAGCCAACUUUAUGGAUUCACUGAUUAUGAUGACGACGAUCCCUUUCAGUGUCUCUUUCCCACAAAAGAAAUGUACUCUGGCAUCGAGAGCGUGUCACAGACAGCAGAGAAGACCCAACAACAGAGCAGGAAAACACUGGAAUCAUUUAACACUAAAGAUUUAGAUAAGAAAUCCUUGAAGAAUCCUUCUCUUAAUGCUUCUAAUCAAGGACACAAGGUCAAACUUGAUACAAAAGAUGAACGCAGUGCAGAGACAAUCACGGACACCGAAGCUCAGACAGGCCAUAUUAGAGGACUCAUUGGCUCAGAUGAUCCUUUUCGGUUUCUUUUUCCCACACAAGACAUGUGCCCCCUCAGUGAAAGUCUGAAGAGCGCAGAGAUGACUUCAAGGCCCCAGCACAAUGAAGGUAUGGAAACCUCAUUGAGGCCAUCCUUAAAGACAGCGGUGCGGAGACAUCAGGUUAAAUUUGAUGCUGAAGAUGACAGCAAAGAGAAAACAGUGAGGUUUUCUCCAGAUGGUGCCUGUAUGGAUAUGACACAGAGUCACACUGUGAACAAUUUGGAACUACAAUCGCACCCAAAUGUGGACUUUUUACCUCCAUUUGGGGACAAAACAGUGAGGUUUACUGCACAUGAUGCAGCCAUGGAUGUGACACAAAGUCACACUGUAAACAUCAUCGGAGAUUUAGAACUGCAGGCACAGCAAAAAGAGGACUUUUUACCUACUUGUGGAGAGAAAACAGUGAGGUUCACUGCAAAUGAUGCAGCCAUGGAUGUGACACGAAGUCAUACUGUAAACAUUGGCGCAAAUUUGGAACCGCAGUUUCACCAAAAUGUGGACUUUUUACCCCCAUGCGGCGAGAAAACAGUGAGGUUCACUGCAAAUGAUGCAGCCAUGGAUGUGACACAAAGUCACACUGUACACAUCAACAGUGAUUUGGAACUGCAGUCACAGCAAAAAGGGGAAUUUUUACCUACUUGUGGAGAGAAAACAGUGAGGUUCACAGCAAAUGAUGCAGCCAUGGAUGUGACACGAAGUCAUACUGUAAACAUUGGCGCAAAUUUGGAACCACAGUUUCACCAAAAUGUGGACUUUUUACCCCAAUGCGGCGAGAAAACAGUGAGGUUCACUGCAAAUGAUGCAGCCAUGGAUGUGACACAAAGUCACACUGUACACAUCAACAGUGAUUUGGAACUGCAGUCACAGCAAAAAGGGGAAUUUUUACCUACUUGUGGAGAGAAAACAGUGAGGUUCACUGCAAAUGAUGCAGCCAUGGAUGUGACACGAAGUCAUACUGUAAACAUUGGCGCAAAUUUGGAACCACAGUUUCGCCAAAAUGUGAACUUUUUACCCCCAUGCGGCGAGAAAACAGUAAGGUUCACUGCAAAUGAUGCAGCCAUGGAUGUGACACAAAGUCACACUGUACACAUCAACAGUGAUUUGGAACUGCAGUCACAGCAAAAAGAGGAAUCUAUACCUACUUGUGGAGAGAAAACAGUGAGAUUCACUGCAAAUGAUGCGGCCAUCGAUGUGACACGAAGUCAUACUGUAAACAUUGGCGCAAAUUUGGAAGCACAGUUUCACCAAAAUGUGGACUUUUUACCUCCAUGCGGAGAGAAAACAGUGAGGUUCACUGCAAAUGAUGCAGCCAUGGAUAUAAGCCAGUGCCUCACUGUAAACAUUGCCAACAGUUCAGUGUCAGAUUCAGUUCUUCAACACCAAGAUUCUAACAUUUUAUCUAUCCUAUCUGUGAAGGAAAGGGAAAGCGAGACAUGUCGUCGGCGAAGAAACCAAUCUUCAUCUGCAUACACUUUGGAUCCAGGACUUAAAAACUCUCUGUCUAAGAUGAGUGGCCCCUGGGCUAAUCCUGUGAUCACAAAAGCAGUGGUUCCUGCUGCAUCUUCCUUUCAAGAAACUGGACACACAAAUGGCUUCCUGGACAAACUUAAACCACAGAAGCCUGACGUGGAAACUGAAAAUGAAGUUCCAGGUUUAAUUUCAGCUGUCAUGGAGAAGACACUAAAUAAAACUGUAACUGGCUGUCCAGCAGACAAUUUAAGCGUGGAUAUGUCAGAAGCUCAAACAGGCCAAAAUAUGGGACAAACAUGUACAGAUGAGCCACCUCAAAGUCUUUCUUCCAUUCAAGACUUGUACCCAAGCUCUGACCAUUUGAGGAAAGCUGAGGCAAUUACACAACAGAGCAAUGGAGCGCUGGGUUCAUCCAACCUUGAUGGUGUGGAAAUGAUAAAUUGUCCAAAUUCUCUAGACUCAAAGGAAACCAAACCAAGAAAUCACGCUUGUUCACCAACUGCUGUUGGCCAUGGUGUUGAUACAGUGCCUUCACUAAAGUGUAGACGCAUGAGUUUAGCUGAUCUUCACUCAAAAGUAAGGCGUUUGAGCCACAUGAUAAAUACAACUCCAGAUACUAUUGCCCUGAACAGCUGUACAGCACCUUUGCCCCCUCUGGAGCACCACAUGGACAAAAUCUCAAAAGACAAACCAAACUCCCUGCCUGUAAUGGAGCCCGAACCGGAAAUAGGUUUGGUAAACACUGAAGAAAAUACUCAAUGUCUUACGCAAGAAGAACAGCCCUCUACUACUCCUUUCAACUUAAAGACUAAACAACUUAUGUCAAGACUCUCAGUGGGAGGCUUCAAACCCAAGCUUCCACAAAGAAGCAAACCAGAUGAUCCAACGAAGGUGAAUUCUGUGGCAGAGCAUACAAGGACGAUCACUGUCAAUGUUACUAGUCAACUGAGCAACCUUGAAAAUGAUGUGAGCGACAUCUACGAUGAAGAGCUUGGUAGCUGUGAAGAUAUGUCAGAAGUGCUUGAUGCAAGAAGUCCUCAGAAAGCCACUGAAAAGGGGGGCCCUCAGGAGUUUAAGAUGGUUGAGUUUAAAGAGGAUGAUGUAUUUGAACAGGACUUUAUUAGUGCUGUCCAUGGAAAUAAGAGACCACGGCCAGCAGAUGAAAAUGGUCUGGCGAAUGAGAAGAGAAUGAAAACCUCCACUGAAAUGGCUGAUGACUUUAAAAUGUCUCAUGUUGAAGAGUGUGACGGUAACAUUACUACAGCUCCGAGCAUGACUACCCAGACCAGUGAUUCCAGCAGUCACACAGCUAGCAUCAGAUGUGAAGCUACAUUUGAAUCAACUUUCAGACAAAGCAUGUUUGAAUCCCAGCUUGAAGACUACGCCAGUGAUGUACAGAGGAAAUUCGAGGAUGGGACCAUUACAGUGUUGGAGUUCUUUAAACUCUUCAACAUAGACUUUGUCAUCCAUAAUCCUCGGCAAAGUAUCCUUCCUGGCAGACUUUUGUCAGACACAGAUUGCACACCAAUGGAUUUAUUGAAAGACAGACACAUCAACCGUCCUAAACAGAUGGUGUAUGAGACAAAUGUUCUGAACCUCACAGAGAAGGUGGAGGGAUUGAAGGAGCGAAUGCGGGAUCUGGAAAAACCUCUGAAGAUUGUGAACAGACCUUUGUGGGAAGAAAUGAGACAUUUUUCAGAGAAAGAGCUCAAAUCCUUUGGUGCCAAACUAAAAGAGAGAAAUAACGUGUUCAGAAAGAUGAGCAAAGUUCAGUCCCAUGAAAAGAAGGAAGUCUUGUAUGCAGACCUUGUGCAGGCUAAUCUGGAGGAGCAACAGAGGUUGAGAGGAACGAUCGAGGAAGCAGAUGAGAUGAUUAAAAGUUUGGAUGACUGUAUUUGUGAAUUAGAAACAGAACUUAGUGCAGUUGAAGAAAAAGGUUUCGAAGACGCACCAAGUCUGAAAUCACUUCAGAAAGAAAUGCAGAAAGUCACUGAAGUUUUGGCUGAUAAUGACAGACAAAUAUCUGAACUGGAGAUGCAGAAUAAACAGAAUUCAAAUAAACUGUGCAGGCUGAAAGUUGAGACGAUGAACCUGGAGAGCCACGUCGCUAUGCUGCAUAGUUUGAAUGAAUGGAAAUUGGGAGAGAAGAAAGACAACUGCUCGGUCUACAGUUUUCUCCAUAAGACCUUCGAAGUACAGUUGGUAUAUGAAAAAUCCAAUGGAAAUGAUGCUGAUAAUGAGUCGGAGAGGAAAAUAUCACACAUCACGUUCAGACGUCAAAUUGAUGAUGAGAAGUCACAGUGCCAUGCCCGUCUUGUUCACAAACUGCUCUCUCAAUGCAUUGAGCGAGAAACUUCCUGGGUGGAGAAGUAUCCAACGAGCAGACAUGUUCCAAAGCUGCUCCUUGACGUGGGCCUGGUGGUGAGUCACUGUCGUCUGCUGGGAGAGGAGUUGCGUCUGCUGAAAAUGUGGGGGGGUCUGAGGCUUGAUAUUCUCAACAUCAGCUGCGUGGACAAUCGAGUGCACGUGGUUUUCUGCAGUCUAAAGAAAUUUUCCAAGUUUGAGGUGAUCUUCUCCGUCAGUGUGACAAACCACCUCUAUGUCCUUCAAGUGCAGAGCUUCAAAAACAGGAUCGGGAGCACAACGAUCCAACAGAUUGAGGAGAUAGUGGCAUCUUUCAAUCCAGCCAAGAACCUCUUGACCAAGAUUAUCAAAAAGAUUCAUGAAAAUCUUCUCUGUUGAGACCAGGAAUUCAUCCAGUAAUGAGUUCAAUCAUUUCUUAUCAAACUCUUUUGUACAAUAUAGAUGUUGAAAAAUGAGUACAGGUUCCAAAACGUUUUCCACUGUGUGCAAAAGGUGGUGGUAUUUCACUGCAUUUUGUGUCCUUGAUGCACCUGUUCAAAUUUUGCAUUGUAUUUUGUUAAAAAUACUUUGGUUUUCCCACAUGAAGAACAUAAGGGAUAAAGGGAGUGUAGAAUAGGAAACAAGAAUGUGUUAGCUAAGCCAUCUAACAAGAAGGUUUGGUUUGGUUUUUCUUGCCAUCAUGUGAACCAUUUAAAAGGUUAAACACUCUUUCUUGCGUAUUUCAUUGUUCUGGAAAACAGACAGUGGUUUCCAUGCAGUUUAUAGAGUCGCCUCCAGAUGGGGAACAUGGAACAACCUUACUGUACUUUGUUAUACUUACAGUGGGGCAUUGUUUCGUUUGUUAUAGGAGCCUUGAUAUGUUGUAUUUGAGACGGUACUUGUCUCACAUCUUGUUGUAGCUUUGUACAGUACUUAACAUAUGUAAAUAUAUUUUCCUCUUAUCACUUUUCAUUUUUGAUUUAAAAAAAAAAAAAAAAGAAGCUUUGUAUGUUUUUCAUUAGAUAGCAAAAAUUCUAAAAUAAAUGUCCUGACCUUUUGAAAAGAUAAAUGUACUGGAAAGUGUUCAUUAAAAAAUAUAUGUGCUAUA
Molecule: messenger RNA, 6461 nt
Organism: Micropterus dolomieu (smallmouth bass)
Lineage: Eukaryota; Metazoa; Chordata; Actinopteri; Centrarchiformes; Centrarchidae
Gene: knl1
Product: kinetochore scaffold 1
Exons: 30
Coding region: 245-5752 (1835 amino acids)
Biological process (GO): cell division; protein localization to kinetochore; attachment of spindle microtubules to kinetochore
Cellular component (GO): nucleus
Source: RefSeq, a predicted model, not a curated record